AUGCCUGACAGAAAGAUUGGCGACUAUGUGGUAGGUGCUGAGAUAGGUCGUGGUUCCUUUGCUAACGUGUACAAGGGCUACAAUAGUAAGACCCAAGUCUCAGUGGCCAUCAAAUCAGUCAUUAAAUCCAGGUUACGAAAUAAGAAACUUAUUGAGAACUUGGAGGUAGAGAUCUCUAUUUUAAAGAACUUAAAGCAUCCACAUGUUGUUGCUCUAUUGGAUUGUGAGCAAUCAAAACAUUAUUUCCAUCUAUUAAUGGAGUAUUGCUCCUUGGGAGAUUUAUCCUAUUUUAUAACUAAGAGAGAAGAAUUGAUCUCCAACCAUCCAUUGAUAACCGGGGUGUUCAAGAAGUAUCCAUCUCCGGAGAAUAGCAAAGGCCUGAACGAAGUCAUAACAAUCAACUUCGUACAGCAGUUGGCCUCGGCUCUCAAGUUUUUGCGGUCCCAGAACCUGGUACACAGAGAUAUCAAACCCCAGAACCUGCUACUUUCACCUCCGGUUUCUCGAGAGGUCUUUGAGGAUCGUAAAUACACUGGGUUGUGGGAGUUACCAGUGCUGAAGAUCGCAGAUUUUGGUUUUGCCCGUUUCCUUCCUGCCACAUCGAUGGCAGAGACCCUCUGUGGAUCUCCUUUAUACAUGGCUCCAGAAAUCCUACGAUAUGAGAAGUACAAUGCCAAAGCAGACCUAUGGUCUGUCGGUGCUGUCGUUUACGAAAUGAGUGUUGGGACACCUCCAUUUCCUGCCCAUAACCAUGUGGAACUAUUGCGCAAUAUCGAAAGACAGAAGGACAAGAUCAGCUUCCCCAAAGUUGCUCAAGUACCUCCAGAGAUUAUACAAUUGAUUUGUGGUUUGUUGAAACAACAAGCUACUGAGAGAAUGUCGUUCCAGGAGUUUUUUAACGAUCCAGUGAUCACGACCAAACUUCAACCUUGUAGCGACGAACCUCUCUUACCUCAGAACCAACACAUCGACGAGAAUUUGUUCAUUAGCGAGUAUCUACCACGGAACUCAAUCACAGAUAAAAACAUAAACAACAACAUCACUAAUAUUGCAAAGAAUGGAGUGGAAGAAGCCCUCCUUGAGGAAGAGGACGAAGAGGAAGACCAAGAUCAACUGCCUAGUAAGAACGAUAAUAUACAACACAUGGAACCAGACUCGUCGAUGCUACUCAACAAAACUACUCAGAAACAGACGGAAGUACAAUCGCAACCUCGCCGGGAAUUGGUCUCGGAGAAAGAUUACGUGGUCGUGGAGAAACGUGCUGUUGAGGUCAAUGCUUUAGCUGAUGAAUUGGAGCAUGCUGGAUCUGGUGCCUUAGCUAUGCAAUUAACCAAUAAUGUUGGUACUCCAUAUACUAGAAGAUAUUCAUCCUCCUCUAGGUCUUCGUCUACUGGUUCCAAUCAAAGAAGACCAAGCUUCGGAGAUCGGAAAGUGCCUAUUUCAAUUAGCCCCACGAACGCUCUUUCAAAGGCUAUUAACAUUGCGUCGAAUAGGUUAUUCAAGCAGCCUUCGCCGCCAAAGGCUACACCAGUGUUGUUGGAAGAAAAAGACAAAGACAAGAACACUGAAAGACUGACAUCUACUGUUUUUAACCAGAAUAUGCUCAAUUCGACUACAACAAGAGAAAUCACUCGUCCAUUGCACUCUUUGACUAUUACAUCAUCAACUUCAGAUGAGGAGAUUAUUCAAAGAUUAAGUAACCUUACGACUAAAGCUUAUGCCAUCAAAUUACUAGCUGAAAUCAAGUUCAGUCAACUGGCACCGUUACCUCCUUCUAAUGAAACAGCUGUUUUUGAUAAUUACGGAGACGAUGAGGGUACUCAGUCAGGGUACAACAAUGAACCUUUAUCGCCCAUACUUAUAAAAACAAUUGGUGAGGAAGGAAUUGCGUUGUAUGUUAAAACAUUAUUCUUAUUGUCAAAGGCAAUGAACAUUGCCAUGGAGUGGUGGAGAUUGAAUUCUUUAAGUAGACCAGCAUCACCCAAAUUGAACGAUUUAGUUCAAUGGAUUAGGGGUAAAUUUAACGAAUCACUUGAAAAAGCAGAGUUUAUCAAACUCAAGUUACAGAAUGCCAAAGAACAACUAGAGGAAAGUGAGUCGGACACUGACAAAACUGUUGUGGCUGAGAAGUUGAUAUUUGAUCGUGCCAUCGAAAUCAGCCGAAUCGCGGUAGUAAAUGAGUUGAAGAACGAUGAUUUGGUAGGCACUGAACUAUCGUAUGCUACGGCUAUCUGGAUGCUGGAAGCAUUGUUGGAACCGGAUGAUACUGAGGAAUCCAAACUUGAUGAUGAGGAUCGAAAGAUGAUUGAGAAGUUUAUUUCCAGUAUCGGCAAUAGAUUGAGCGUCCUACGAAAGAAAAUCGAAAGUACGAGCCAAGAAACUCGGAAGUAA
Messenger RNA from Komagataella phaffii GS115, 2391 nucleotides. Its product is annotated as Protein serine/threonine kinase required for vesicle formation in autophagy. The transcript has a single exon. The record is from RefSeq and is a predicted model, not a curated record. The coding region runs from base 1 to 2391 and encodes 796 amino acids. Lineage: Eukaryota; Fungi; Ascomycota; Pichiomycetes; Pichiales; Pichiaceae. Gene Ontology annotation, molecular function: protein serine/threonine kinase activity; ATP binding. Gene Ontology annotation, biological process: peptidyl-serine phosphorylation; autophagosome organization; protein autophosphorylation. Gene Ontology annotation, cellular component: autophagosome; cytoplasm.